This is a messenger RNA of Staurois parvus, 265 nucleotides long. The record is from the annotation of a GenBank genome assembly. Lineage: Eukaryota; Metazoa; Chordata; Amphibia; Anura; Ranidae.
UCACUUUUCAUAUUUUUAAAUUUCCCACCGGUUACGUCCCAACGUCGCAGGGAACGGAACCCGGAAGACAGAUGCCGGCAUCGGCCGGAGGACAUUACAGCGGACACUGCAGGAGGGACAUCGCGGGAGCGCAGGACAAGGUAAGUGAAGAAGAGAUCCCGGGGCAACGCUGCACGGUAUUCCCGAGUGUAGCUCUGGGUUACCGCUUGUGGUACUGAAACUUUACCCCGAGCUACACUCGGGAAUACCUCCAGGGAGGUUAAAG